AUGGCUCAUCCCAUGGAUGACGUUAAUAGCAGUCAACGCGGCUGGAUACUGAUGUCUAGAAGUCUAGGACGUGCGCUUGAGGUGAAGGAUCUGGAAGGAGGAAGCGGGGAGUAUAUUAUGAUAAAUCUUGCCCGCUGGAUUGCAGAUAUUCGUCAAAAGCUUCCAGCAGCGACUUUCUUCGGCAAUAUGAAGGUUGAGAGUCAGGGACCGAAGUCCGAGCCGCCAGGUUAUUAUGCUCCCUUUGUACAAGAGAAGCUGGACAUCAAACUUGAUGGCCUUCUAAAUUACAACCAAUUUCCCAGUAUUACAAUCGGUUCAGCUCACGAAUAUCACGCUCUCCGCCUGCAGGACCGGCUAAUGAAACUCAACACAUCCGACGCCUUGGCCACGAAUCGUGCCCAAGUACAACCCAGUAUUGAAGAAUUCAUGGACCGAACUUUACCGAAGCUGUGCCACCGCUUCGCAACAACAGACGCUCGAUCAGUGUUCACGCACUACGAUCUCUCUCCCCGUAAUGUGCUCGUCAGUGGCUCGCCGCCCUCCGUUACAGGUCUCGUCGACUUCGAGUUCGCUGGCUUCUUUCCGCCCGAGGAGGAAUUUGCGAAUUUUGAAAUUAACAAUGAGGGCGAUUGGCCGGCGGAUGCUUAUCCUCUCGUGGGAGACGAGAUGAUACAGCGCUGUGAGGAGGCGAAGGCUGAUGUUUUCGAAUGCGUAAAAGGCCUACGGCAAUUGACUGACGAUGAGGCCACAGAUAUAUCAUCGAAUGGGUAG
Messenger RNA from Bacidia gigantensis, 771 nucleotides. RefSeq lists its product as uncharacterized. The record is from RefSeq and is a predicted model, not a curated record. NCBI's taxonomy places the organism in Eukaryota, Fungi, Ascomycota, Lecanoromycetes, Lecanorales, Ramalinaceae. Bases 1 to 771 code for a protein of 256 amino acids. The transcript is spliced from 2 exons.